Lytechinus pictus (painted urchin) is the source of this 1383-nucleotide messenger RNA. RefSeq names its product 5-hydroxytryptamine receptor 1F-like. Gene Ontology annotation, biological process: G protein-coupled receptor signaling pathway. NCBI's taxonomy places the organism in Eukaryota, Metazoa, Echinodermata, Echinoidea, Temnopleuroida, Toxopneustidae. Gene Ontology annotation, molecular function: G protein-coupled receptor activity. The record is from RefSeq and is a predicted model, not a curated record. Bases 23 to 1213 code for a protein of 396 amino acids. The transcript has 2 exons. Gene Ontology annotation, cellular component: membrane.
CUAGUUUCAAGCACUGAACACAAUGAAACCAAUUAACAUGGUCGAUGUUGGAAUGGAUGGAAAAAACACUACUUUCCUUCUUGACGAGUGGGAGAGGGACUUUCUCUCAGCAGUGAUGACGGUGAUGUUUGUUGCGGGAACCACCGGGAACGUCAUGGUUCUCCUCGCCGUAGCCUUGUCGCGAAAGCUUCAAACCUCCACCAACACCUUCGUUGUCAGUUUAAGCGUGUCAGAUCUCCUUGCGUCACUGGUUCAACCUCUUCAGGUUGCAGGAAUGCUUGGCAAAGAUGGUUGGCCACUCCCAGAUAUCGUCUGCAAGAUCGUGGCCGGGGUCGCCAUUACAUGCGUCUCGUGUAGCGUCAUCACCAUCUCGAUGAUAGGCGUCAAUCGUUUCGUACUCAUCACGAGAUCAAAAGAGGCAUACCAACGCGCAUUUUCGACCAAGUUCUUGGCUGCGAUGAUAAUAUUUUCUUGGAUGUACCCGAUCGUCACUUUGGUUCUACCUCAAGUGUCCGGGCGACAUGGUCGACUGGGUUAUGACCCUUCAACCCGACUUUGCAUCUGGGAUUUCGCUCAUCCAAGCGCAAAGAUCUAUGUUGACCUAGCUGCGGUAUUAGUGGGUUUUCGCCCAGCGUCGUACGACGCUAUCUACGACGUAGAACGAUCUCUUUGUUCUUGGCGAUUUUUGCACACGUACGUUCUACGUCGUACGACGCUGGGCGAAAACCCACUAAUGUCAUUGACAACGUUCAACCUGACCCUCUUCAGCUACCUCUUGAUCUUCAGGCACGUCAGGAACAGCGCCCUCAUCACAAGGUCCAAGUCUUCUGUCAUCAGCCGUCGACCAUCUGCUGUGGUGAGUCGUAAGCGCUAUCGGAAGCAGAUCGAGCUCGUGAUCACCAGAAACUUGCUCUACGUCAUCUGCGGAUUCUUCUGUUGCGUUAUCCCGUACACCGGGCUGUUCCUUGCACUUCCGUUUCUUGAAGGGACGUUGUUGAGGCUAGGUCUUCACAUCUCAUCUUAUGCUGCAGUUCUGCUCGUCUUGGACAGCUGUCUCAAUCCGGUCAUCUACGCGUGGAAGCACCCACACUUUAAAUAUGUCUUCGGAUGCAUGGUGCGUUGCAGAUGGCAAGACAUCCCAGAACCAUCGAAGUACUUGGCCAGAAUCCUUCGGCAAGGUGGUCAUACCGUCAAGUCAUCAAUAACUUCUUAAUCAAACCAACGUGUAGGAACAAGUAUUUGAAAGAUAUUGACACCAUCACAUGAUAAUUGAAAUGAACUGAAUAUAACGAGACGAUUUUGUAGAAAAAAUACCAUGACAUAGCAUUAUGAUAUUUGAUUGAAUGGAUAGGUAUAGAGUUGAGGUUGAAAAUGUAGAAAUUG